GGUUAUUAAUAACUCGAGCUGCUCGUGCAAACAUCGUCUCAUAAAUUGAGCUGUCAAAACUGGGCUAUUUUGGUUUGAAAGAAGAAAAAAAACCUCGGGAGAGAUGAAAGAAGCAGCAUGGCAGCGGCCCUAAAAAGACAGGCUCCGUCUUCAUUAAACAACACCCGCACAGAUGAAAUAUUCAUCCCUCUCUCCAUAUGAACUCAUAACACGGUUAUUGGUGCGCACGCGCAAACGCACCUGCUCUGGCGCCCCGGUUGCAUCUCCAUCCCUCCCUCUCCUCUCUCUCUCCGCGGGGGACAGAUGGGAGGAGACGCUCCUCCUGGACGUGCAGCGGGUUUUCACGGACAAUGUUCCCGUCGUUUCCCCGCAGCUUUUCCGUGCCGUGGACCGAGGGGAUCGGAGUGGAGGCUUCGCGUGUGACUUGGAUUUAAAUCAAGGGAAAUGAAUGUCCCGUAGAUGCGCUCAUCUCUUUGCUCCCCGAGGGGACUGAAGAUGCGGGUACCUGUUUCACACCGGCUCGGUUCGUCCCGGUAGCCUGAUCCCGCUUGAUGCUUUGGAAUCCACAGGGGCCACCAGAGAGAAUUUUUUUUUUUCCUAAGGAAUCGGAUCCCCCCCUCCCAGCAUCCUAACAGAUGGAUAACUACUCGGCUUUACAACUUCAGUGUCUGGAAAUGACCACUAAGCGGAAGCUGAUUGGCCGGCUGGUGCCGUGUCGCUGUUUCCGUGGUGAGGAGGAGGUGAUCUCAGUGUUGGACUAUUCCCACUGCAGCCUUCAGCAGGUGCCCAAGGAAAUCUUCAGCUUUGAGAGAACGCUGGAGGAGCUCUACCUGGAUGCCAACCAGAUCGAGGAACUUCCCAAGCAACUCUUCAACUGCCAGGCCCUGAAGAAGCUGAGCAUGCCUGAUAACGACCUGUCCAACCUGCCCACCACCAUCGCCAGCCUGGUUAACCUCAAGGAGUUAGACAUCAGUAAAAAUGGUAUCCAGGAGUUUCCAGACAAUAUCAAGUGCUGUAAAGGCCUGUCUGUGGUAGAGGCCAGCGUCAACCCCAUCACCAAACUCCCCGAUGGUUUCACGCAGCUCCUGAACCUGACCCAGCUCUUCUUAAAUGAUGCCUUCCUGGAGUAUCUGCCUGCUAACUUUGGCAGACUCUCCAAACUACGGAUCCUGGAGCUGAGGGAGAACCACUUGAAAACCAUGCCAAAGUCCAUUCACAGACUGACUCAGCUGGAGAGGCUGGAUCUGGGAAGCAAUGAAUUCUCUGAAGUGCCAGAGGUGUUGGAGCAGAUACACAACCUGAAGGAGCUGUGGCUGGAUAACAAUUCUCUACAGACGAUACCAGGGUCUAUAGGAAAGCUUCGUCAGUUGCGGUACUUGGACCUGGCCAAGAAUCGCAUUGAGACGUUAGAUUCUGAUGUUUCUGGCUGUGAAGCCCUAGAAGACCUGCUGCUCUCUUCCAACAUGUUGCAACACCUCCCAGACUCUAUAGGAAUGCUGAAGAAGCUGACAACGCUGAAGGUUGAUGACAACCAGCUGACCUCACUGCCUCACACCAUCGGGAGUCCGAAGCCCAAGCAAGGCCUGUCUCUGCUGGAGGAGUUGGACUGUAGUUGUAAUGAGCUGGAGUCGCUGCCGCCAACCAUUGGUUACCUGCACAGCCUGAGGACCUUUGCUGCUGAUGAGAACUUCCUCACGGAGCUGCCUCGGGAGAUCGGUAACUGCAGGAACGUGACGGUGAUGUCGCUGCGGUCCAACAAGCUGGAGUUUCUUCCUGAUGAGAUCGGACAGAUGACCAAACUUCGUGUGCUGAACCUCAGUGACAACAGGUUGAAGAAUCUACCGUUCACCUUCACUAAGCUGAAGGACCUGGCAGCUCUGUGGCUUUCUGACAAUCAGUCCAAGGCUCUGAUCCCGCUGCAGACAGAAGCCCAUCCAGAAACCAAACAGAAAGUUUUGACCAACUACAUGUUUCCUCAGCAGCCGCGACACGAUGAGGAUUACCAGUCGGACAGUGACAGCUUUAAUCCUACUCUGUGGGAGGAGCAGAGACAGCAGAGGAUGACUGUGGCCUUUGACUUUGAGGACAAGAAAGAAGAGGAAGACAACUCUGGGAAGGUCAAGGUGGAAAUAAAUCUAAAACGUUACCCAACACCUUAUCCGGAAGACCUGAAGAACAUGGUGAAGUCAGUGCAAAGCCUUGUGGGUAAAAGCAUACAUCCUGGACACGCCCACCAGCACCAGCUGAGCACAGGCACUGCCACCUCGGCAGGCUCCAACAUGGAACAUUCUCACCUCAGCAAAGAGCCCUACGAGCCGCCGUGGCCCCUCCCCCCUAAAGAGGUGACAGACAGAGAGAUGCAGGACUUCUCUCAGUCUCAGCUCAUGGAUCAGGGAUCAAUGCAUAACUCUGGGAUCGAUAUUCCAAAGAGGAAAGAUAAAGAAGAUUUGACAGAGAGCUCCGAGGAUUCCAUGGGCGGCUCUCCCAAUGACAUCCGUAUCUCCGACAUGAGGCCAACACUGGUGGAGCCGCCGAUGUACAAACCAAAGGUGGUGCUGCUCGGAAAGGAAAAGAAAGAGUCCAUAGAUGAGGACGUGGAUAAACGCCACUGUCUGAACCACAGCGGCUCCUCUGCCACCUACUCCGAUUACUCACCCUCACAAGGCUCCUCAGGCUCCUCCAACCCACCUGGCAAUACACACCCACAUGCACACCCACAUGCACAUCCGCACACCCCUGCCCUCCCAGCCCCCAACAAGGAUCAGGCCCCUCAGACGCAUUGGACCAACAGACUUGCCCAGUCGUUCCCUAAGCCUAUCGACUCAAAACCCCUGUUAUCUCAAAGAGAAACACCUCCAUCGGGAACCCUGCAGCAACGGGGGGACCGCCGUCCGCUCAGUGAGCCUUUUGACUGGGUUGAAGCCCCGCACUAUGACAACACUGGUUUUGAUGCAGAAGAGUCUCCUCUAGAUCCUCCAUCAUCUAACACGAGUCAAGGGAACCCACCACUGGGCUCCAAACCCCGUAGCCAGUCGACCCACGGCCGCCGGCCCCUCCUCAGGCAAGACAGAAUUGUUGGAGUUCCCUUGGAGCUGGACACUCAGACUCUCCCAUACCACGGCAACCAACGCUCCAACCCUGACAAUGAUCCACAAUCUUCCGCGACUCAAUCACAGAACCCCUGGCAGAAUUGGACCAGGACUCCUAGUCCACUUGAGGACAGGACUGCUUUCCCCUCUAAGCUGGACCUGACGCCGACCUCCAGCCCCAACCCUGACCGCAAGGACAUGGACCCCAGACAUGAGCAGAACUCUGGCCCUUUGCCUGGAAGUUGGACAUACCAUAAUAAUCAGGGCGAGCAGAACAGGAAGGACCAGCUCACUGUUGGUGGGGGCAACAAGGUGACUGUGGUGAUGACUAAAAGCUCUGACCGUCUUUCCCCCAUGAUGAAGGAGAUGAGAUCCAAGUUCAAAAAGUCGCAGAGCAUAGAUGAGAUUGACAUCGGCUCCUAUAAAGUCUACAGUAUUCCUAUGGAAAGCUACAGUUCUUCCAUUGAGCAGCAAACUAGUUUGGACCGCCAAGACCUGCCUGGUUCUUUAGAGCAGACCAACAUGUCCCGAUCGCAGUCUGCUCCCAUGUUGGAUGAGGAACUGGGCUUCCCUGGUAACCAAAAUCAGUCUGGACAUAACCAAAAACCAGCCAUUCCACAGAAGGCCUAUCACUUUGACCAGAACUAUAAUCCCCAGGUGACCAUGGAUCGUCGAGUCCCUCCUCCAUUCCCCAACACGCCAGAUUAUGCCAACCACUCAGCAAAGAUUUUAGAUUAUUUAAAUCAGUCUGGAAAGACGCUUCCCAAAGAGCUAGUGAGCCCUCGGUACCGUGUAUAUCCACCGCUGGAGAUGUUCUCCUUCCCUCAAGCACCAAUCAACCAGGACGGCCCACCCAAUCAACAGCAGCCAAUCCCAGCACAGCGUUCCAGGCCAGGCUUUCUGAGAAGAGCAGAUUCGUUGGUGAGCUCCACGGAGCUUGCUUUGUUUCGUCGAGUUCAUGAAGCCCAGCAGGAGGCCCUGCAGGAAGCACAGUACAGACAACAGAUAGAGCCCCCUCAUUACAGUCGGGCUCUUGCCUACUCCACGCCAAUGGAUCACUCUGGUCUUACAAACAUGGCCGACAACCAAAGUCAGAUGAUGCAGAACAAGAGAAACGGUCGCUAUGAUGACGACUAUACCACUUACCAAGAGCAGAAGAAGCCUAUGAUUGGUUAUCCUACCAAGAGUCUGACUCAACGUCGCCCCCUUUCUGCCAGGAGCUAUAGCACAGAGACAUAUGGAGCCUCUCAGGCCCGUCCAGUGUCGGCUCGACCCACCAUGGCUGCCCUACUGGAGAAAAUGCCUCCUGACUACACCCUUGCAACAUGCCCUGAAAAGCCAUCAGAGGACACCAUCAAAGUAAGACCUGUCGUACCACAGAAACCCGAAGACAUCACGUCCAAGAUGCCUGCUGACUGGAGACAACAACUUCUCCGACACAUAGAGGCCAAACGACUGGACAGGAGUGGUGUCCUAAAGCACAACACGCUCACGCUGGGCAUGCUCUGUCAGGGCGUGGGUCACGGCCAGGGGCGCAGCAGCACUUUGAACUUUAACCAUUACAAUAACACUAAGCAUGAGCCCCCUGCUGGCCGCUGGCUGCCACUACCUCCUCCUCCAUCUGCCAAUGCUACUCCCUCUCAGCAGGGCGGAAUGCUGGAUAAUGACCAGGAGGGGGUGUCGGGAAACAACCAGUGGGCCCCCUAUUCUCUUGGCAGGAGGGAUGUCCCACCUGACAACCUCAUGAAAAAGAGUGGACAUUCACACAACCCCUCCCACCAGUCACACAACACCAUGAUCAACACGUCCUCCUCCUCGGCCACUCCACCUCAUCGCAUGGUCGGGCAGCAGGGUUACGAUGGAAUGAUGAACAAAGGAGGGCAAUACCAACAAGGGAUGUCUCUAUCAGUGGUACCCUCUGGUGGGCCGGGGCAGUACCAAGGAACCAUGUCUCAGGCACUUACUUCUCCUGGCCAGGCUUACCCCAGCUCUGGCCUGCCUAUGGCCAUUUCCCCAUCUGGGAACCAACCCCAAUACAACCCCCACUCCUCCCAUCAGCCCUCCUUGCCUUCUACCAACCCCCAGUAUCAUGGAAAUCAGGGCAUGGUCCACAGCAACCAGGGUGUUAUGAGCACCCAUACCAACCCACGGCCUCAGAGCGCACGCUGCUUGUUGCAGACCAAAGGCCAAAAGAGCACAGACGGGUACCAGGAGCAGCUAUGUGUAAGAAUAGAGAAGAACCCUGGUCUCGGUUUCAGUAUCUCUGGUGGCAUCAGCGGCCAGGGGAACCCCUUCAAACCCUCCGACAUGGGUAUCUUUGUUACUAGGGUACAGCAUGACGGGCCUGCUGCCCCCGCCCUUCAGCCUGGAGACAAAAUAGUACAGCAUGACUGUGUAGCUCCUCCUCUUCUCUCUCUUUUCCCCAACAGUGAUGUGUUACUGAGAUAAUGAUGGCAGUGACCCUCCAUCCUUCCACAAACACUCACACAUAAAAAUGUGUAUGGAAAAAAAAAAAAAAAAACUGCAGCAAGCAUGCAUACAUACAUGAGCACACACACAUGCUGCUGACUGUGCUGCGUGUUUGCCUUGCAGGCUAAUGGACAUAGUUUUUUACACAUGGAACAUGAGACAGCCGUCUCUCUGCUGAAGAGUUUCCAACGGACGGUCGACUUGGUGAUUCUGAGAGACAGCAGCAUGCGCCAGAAAUAGUUUUUAUAGAAAACAAACAAAUGCAGCAACGCUACUCUUCUAUUCGCCAUCCUACGCCACUCCACCUGCCCUCCUGCCGGAGGCUCGUGGAACUGAGAAAUGAGCCGCCUUUAGUACCUUUUUAGUGGAAAACACACAUUUAUUUGCCAUUUGCUGGACCAAAGGCAAAUACUAGUGCCAAAUGUACCAUAGGAAACAUAUCGGCUCUUCUGUCUGCCGCUGAUCAGGGACCUGAUCCACGGCUGGAUGGACCACAAGAAAAUUUUACACCAUUGAGUUUCGACAGGGCUGCUGCAGUUCCUAAUUUGAUCAUUCUGUUUUUUUGCUUGUGGUUUUCUUUUUUCCCCACUGCCUAUCUUGUAGACUUUAAACUGUUUAUAUCUGUAGCACCUUGUUCACAUUUUUUUUUUUUUUUUGGUUUUCUCUUGUGUUUUUUUUUCAUUUUUCUUGGGACACUGUUUUUAUUGUCUUCUUUUUUGCAGCUUACUUUUUGCCUCCAUUGUACAGAAAUUGGAAACUUUAGACUUUCUGCCUUGUGUUCUUGUAGAGAUUCAGCUUUCCUAGAGCUGCACUCUCAAACAGGCCUGAAGAGAGCUCUAAAUGUUUAUGAUUAUGAUAAUUAUUGUUGAUAAAUUACAUUCUGAAUUCAUUCCUGUGAUUGUACAGGGAAUAUUUCUCCAAAUGUAUGCUUUUUUUAAAGUAUAAACUAUUUUACCUGUA
Messenger RNA from Oryzias melastigma (Indian medaka), 6518 nucleotides. It is a transcript of the gene lrrc7, whose product is annotated as leucine rich repeat containing 7. Gene Ontology annotation, cellular component: postsynaptic membrane; postsynaptic density; adherens junction. The record is from RefSeq and is a predicted model, not a curated record. The coding region runs from base 636 to 5537 and encodes 1633 amino acids. Gene Ontology annotation, molecular function: protein binding. The transcript is spliced from 33 exons. NCBI's taxonomy places the organism in Eukaryota, Metazoa, Chordata, Actinopteri, Beloniformes, Adrianichthyidae. Gene Ontology annotation, biological process: neurotransmitter receptor transport postsynaptic membrane to endosome; neurotransmitter receptor transport, endosome to postsynaptic membrane.